This is a messenger RNA of Metarhizium acridum CQMa 102, 987 nucleotides long. NCBI's taxonomy places the organism in Eukaryota, Fungi, Ascomycota, Sordariomycetes, Hypocreales, Clavicipitaceae. The record is from RefSeq and is a predicted model, not a curated record.
AUGCACACCAAUAAGAUUUCUGCCCUGCUGGGUGCCAUCGCUGUCAUCGAACAGGCAUCCGCCCUAAGCUUGCACCGACAUGGACACAAGCUGCAGAAGAAGCAGGAUGUCGUCGACUGGAUCACCGUCUUCACGACUGUCUAUGUAACCGAGGGGGCUCCUGCUCCCCAGCCUACGGUCCAGGCCAACGACGGCACCGUCACCUCCCAGCACGUCGUCGUUACCCCCACGCCCAAGAUCGACGCUGCUGCCAACUUCCCGGCUCUUGCCUCCAGCUCUACUGCGGCACCGGCUCCCUCUCCAACCAGCUUGGUCACUCAGGUUAAGCCUGCUUCCAGCCAGGUCAGCCAGGUUAAGCCUGCUGCCAGCUCUGGCAGCGACGGCAACUCUGGUUCCAGCAAGGGAGCCCCUUUCUCUGGCAAGCGUGGUCUUGCUUAUAACGACCCUGCCCUUGCCAACCUUUUCGGAAAGUCCAAGGCCAACGGUGCCAAGGCUGUCUUCUCCUUCAACGAACCCGACAACGCUGGCGAGGCCGCCAUGUCUGCUGCCGACGCUGCCACCUACCACGUAAAGUACAUGAAUCCUUGCGAUGGCAAGGCUCUGGUUGGCGCUCCCGCCAUCACCAACAGCAAUAAACCGGAAGAGGGUAUUCGUUGGCUCAAGAACUUCGUCUCGGAGUGCGAGACCAAGGGUUGCAAAUACGACUUCUGCAACGUCCACUGGUACUCCCCGGUCGAGGAAUUCGACAAGCUGUUCGACCACAUCGAACAAGCUCAUGUAACUUGCGGGGGGAAGCCCAUCUUCUUGACCGAAUUUGCUCCCACCGGCUCCGCCUCCGAGGUCGAUGACUUCAUGAAGAGGGCUAUCCCCAAGCUCGAUUCUCUCGACUACCUCUACGGCUAUUCGUACUUCAUGAUCGAGCCCAACAAACUGCUGUCGUCAACCACGUCUCUCAGCUCCGUCGGCAAGAUCUUCGCCUCAGUUUAG